UAUAGCACUAAGGUCAGGCGUGUUCUCUGAUGUGGGCAGUAGAGGGAGCAGAUGCACGUGGAGGGUGGGGGUGUGCGACAAACCUGCAAUCCUAGGAGAGAAGCUGGUAAUGGACUGAACUGUCCCCAUUGUGACAGGAGAUGAACUUUGAGGACGUGGCCAUCACCUUCUCCCAGGAGGAGUGGGGGCUUCUUGAUGAGGCUCAGAGACUUCUGUACUGCGACGUGAUGCUGGAAAUCUAUGCACUUGCAGCAUCGCUAGGUUGUUGGCAUAACUUGGCAAAUGAGGAGGCCCCUUCUGCGCACAGUGUGUCUGUAGAAGGAGAGUCACAGGUAAGAGCUUCUGAGACAGUGCCAGCAGCCCGGAGGACCCACCCCUGCAGGCAGGGUGUCUCAGUGUUCAGAGAUAUUCUGCACCUGAAUGAGUGCCAAGCAGCAAACCUUGAAAAUGAAACGUGCUUCAGAGCUGCCUCUGUGAGCGGCUCCUGCUUCAGUGCAGACUUUGCCCAGCAACAGAGGGAAGCCAGUGGGGAGAAGCCCUGCAGAGGAGAGGCGGACAGCAACUUGGUGACCGGGGGCAGCUUCUGUGCAUCAGGGACGCCUUUCACGCGUCAGGAUGUUGGGGCGGAAUUUCCAGCCAUCUCCGGCCCUCUCCAGCUCCAGUCCACUCUUAUCACUGAGGGCCCACACAGUGGCAGUGAUGGUGGGCAGGCCGCUCACAGUGGAAGAAGUCAUGCAUCGGACGAGUGUGAAAAGGCUGCUCUCCACAGUCAGAACCUUGAUCAGCGGCAGAGUACCUGUUCCGGAGAAGGGCUUCAUGAGUGUAGCAAGUGUGGGAGGGUCACUCCACAUAGAAGGGUUCCCACAGGAGGGAAACCGGAUCUGUACAGUGUGUGUGGGACAUGCUUUCACGGCGAAGAUUUCCUCAUUCCACACCAGAGCAUUCACACUGUAGAAAAGCGUUACGAGUGCGGUGAUUGUGGGAAAUGCCUUGGCUAUAAAAUUGAUCUCAUUCGACACCAGAGAAUUCAUACUGGUGAAAAGCCAUAUCAGUGUAGUGAUUGUGGGAAGUCCUUCAGACAAAGCUGUGCCCUCAUUCAACACAAAAGAAUUCACACCGGAGAGAAGCCAUAUGAAUGCGGUUACUGUGGGAAGUCCUUCAGACAAAGGACUAACUUCAUUCUGCACAAAAGAGUACACACUGGAGAAAGACCUUACGAGUGUAAUGAGUGUGAGAAAUCUUUUACCCGCACAUAUAACCUGCUCACACACCAGAGAAUUCACACUGGAGAAAAGCCCUACGAGUGUAGCGAUUGUGGGAAGACCUUCAGAGAAAGCUCUACCCUCAUUAAACACAAAAGAGUGCACACUGGAGAAAGACCUUAUAAGUGUAAUGAAUGUGGGAAGGCUUUUACCCGCACAUCUAACCUCCUUAGACACCAGAGACUUCACACUGAAGAAAGGCCUUAAGCAUAACAACACGGAGGAGACUCAGAGUUAUUUACCUGAAUUUAACUUCCUGUUCAUGGAACAUACACUCUGCUAGGUUCCUGAUGAGUCAAGUUCACGAGAGGCCUUAAGGGGCUGCAUUGCACUGUAACCUGCAAGGGCUAUUACCAGGUUGAUCGAUGUCACUGCCAGUUUUUGUGGCUGGAACCAUUUCACCUCUCCCACCUGGCUCCUCUGGACCGUGUGCCUCAGUCACACCUGCGUGCUCAGGGAAGAUGACAUCCGUGUCCUCGCUUUUGCCUGGGAAAAUUAUGAAUACUCAGCUGUGGUCGGGAUCCUCAAUUCUUCCUCUCUGACUAGGGAAUGGACCUGAACCCCCAUCCUCAGCGAAGGUCGUGUUUCUCAUGGACACUGUUGUUCGCACAUUAUGCUGCGGUGAAUUUUUCCAGGUCAUCCUUCACUACCCUGGAAACUGCUCUGAUUUAUGACCAUUUUGUGAAGUUUUUUGUUUUUGUACUUUUGUUGCUGUUAUUAAUUCUCACGUGAGGAUUAGAGAGAGAGGA
Molecule: messenger RNA, 2011 nt
Organism: Myotis davidii
Lineage: Eukaryota; Metazoa; Chordata; Mammalia; Chiroptera; Vespertilionidae
Product: zinc finger protein 551
Exons: 2
Coding region: 141-1469 (442 amino acids)
Biological process (GO): regulation of cytokine production; negative regulation of transcription by RNA polymerase II; regulation of immune system process
Source: RefSeq, a predicted model, not a curated record